Mycena indigotica is the source of this 1308-nucleotide messenger RNA. Its product is annotated as Kinesin-like protein. Bases 1 to 1308 code for a protein of 435 amino acids. Gene Ontology annotation, molecular function: phosphatidate cytidylyltransferase activity. The transcript has 2 exons. Gene Ontology annotation, cellular component: mitochondrion. NCBI's taxonomy places the organism in Eukaryota, Fungi, Basidiomycota, Agaricomycetes, Agaricales, Mycenaceae. The record is from RefSeq and is a predicted model, not a curated record. Gene Ontology annotation, biological process: cardiolipin biosynthetic process; CDP-diacylglycerol biosynthetic process.
AUGCUUGUCGCGUGCUGCGUAAGGCGCGUUACACAUUUCUUUCUUGCUCCAACUACCACCAUGCUUUCCACCAUCUCGCGCCAUCCCCAUAGAACUCCCGUCACCCUAAUUCUCCGUUCUUUAACGACUGAACAUCAUAUCCCAACACCCGACGUCCCUCCCCCACUGCCGAACAAAGCGAGCCCUCCAAGACAUAGGAGUCGGCUCUACCCUGCUCCUCGACCGGCUGGACAUUCAUUGCAACACCCAUCACUGCCAAAUUUGCCAGCUAGUUUUGGGAGGAACCAACUGUUGCCGGUGUCGAAUUCAACAAGAGCAUUGUUGGAGUCGAUUGUCGACGAGUUUGACGCGCCGAUCCGCUAUGCAUUCGCGUACGGCUCUGGCGUGUUUGAGCAAGACGGCUACCCGAAAGGCUCUGACGCGCCAAUGCUUGACUUUAUGUUUGCGGUGACGCACCCAGCGCAUUUCCACUCCAUCAAUAUGCAACAACAUCCCAACCACUAUACGCUUUCCGCCAGAGUUUUUGGCUCGUCAUAUGUAUCCAAAGUACAGGAGGUCGGGCCUGGGGUGUGGUUCAACGCCUAUAUACCCAUCGCUGGUGUGACAAUCAAGUACGGAGUGACGACAGUGGACAAUCUCUGCUCCGAUCUGCUCAAUUGGAAGAGCUUGUAUCUGGCUGGGCGGAUGCACAAGCCGCUCAGAAUUAUCAAGGAUGACGCUCGAGUUCGGCUUACUCAACAAGUCAACCUCACUUCGGCUGUCCGUGCGGCAUUAUUGACACUUCCUGCCGAGUUCUCCGAGACACAGUUGUUUGAGCGUAUCGCUGGCAUAAGUUAUCUCGGGGACCCACGAAUGCUCCUUCCAGCCGAGAAUCGUAACAAAAUUGCGAAUAUCGUGCGGAAACAAGGACCACAAUUCAAGGAACUAUAUCAUCGACUUGUGGUCGGGCUUCCUGGGGUUCAUUGGCCAAUGCAAUUGGAGACCAUCCAGCAAGACACAACACCCCAUGCUCGAGCUGCCCACCUCCGCAAGCUACCAUCGAACUUGCUCGCGGGCGUCAGAAGUAGCUUUGACCGUUCUGGCAAUGUCCCAGUUUACGAGGCGGACGAGAGUGCUUACUGGAUACGGCUCGCUGGCGACGACAAGUUACCUGCCAUCCUUGGACAAGAGCUCAAGGGUAUCGUCAGGUCACCUUCGACUGUACAAACGUUGAAGGGUAUCGUGAGUGCGGGUGUUGGGAAGAGUGCGCGGUAUGGGCUGGCCAAGAUGAGCAAGUGGUGGCAAGGAAGUAAGGAGAAGAAGGAAUAA